UGGGGAGGAGUAGGUCGUUGUGGCUGUAAUGAUAUAUUUGAGUAAGGCAUCAUUAUCUUAGUAUGUUUUUAUCGUAAUCGAACUGCGUGAGAGCAUGUAAAUAUAAUAAUCUUUAAGUUUCUGAAUAAUAUGGCUUUCGUGAUCCCAAAGCUUGUAAUGGAGAUUAGUUUGAACCUUUCUAUGUCGAACUUGUAAUAUUAAAUAUGUAAAACUGCUCUUGUGGAUCAUCGGCAAUGUACGUGUUUGUAUAACGGUACAUGUGCUUAAUCCUGGGCAUGUGGUAAACACGUACCGGGACUACCGGAUUUGUGGUCGUUUUAGGUGAAUUGUGUUGAUUAAGUGCCGUUUUAGGUGAAUUGUGUUGAUUAAGUGCCUCUAAGAUGUGGAUUAACACGUGGCAUGUCGAGAGACGGACACGUGUUAACUCUCAUCUUAAUAGAUUAAUUAAUAAUUUUCACUUAAACCGAGUGCAAAUUGGACGGUUGUCACAAGCGGGGUCCUCGCCCUCGUCGGGGAUCGUCACCCAGGUGGGCCCAUCGUCGGCGGCGGGGAGUCCUGCCGCCUGCGCACUCUCUCCGCACCGUCGCUCGAUCGCUCCCCUUCAGGUUUUCUCAUCCUCUGCUCUGUUUCAUGUGACCCACUAGCCAUGAACCACUCCCUGUUGUUGUAUGUGCAGGUGGCAAGGAGGCCAGGAAGGAGGUGCCUGACAGGGAGGUCGUCAAGGAGGCCUACCUGAGUCGGGGGGCAGCCAUCAAGGGAGGGUUCGUGGGCACAGAUGGCGAAGUUAACUCAAAAAAAUUAUGAGGGGAUGCCCCUUUACAACAAAGAGGUGUCUGUUAAGGAGGUGAUGAGUGACAGGGAAGCUGCGAGGCAGGAAGAUGCGGAGGUCCACGAGGCAAGUAGGCAACCAUGAAAGCCAGGUUUCAGGACUGGAUGGUGGAGCAAGGUCGGUCAUACCGGACUGAGGAGGAGAAGGCUCGCCGCUAUGAGGUGUUUAAGGUGACUGCAAUGAGUGCUGACAAGGCUAACGGAUCAAAGCGAGAAGCUUGUGUAGCCACCCCUAACGGGCUCGCAGACUGGACUGAUGAAGAGUGUGAGUGUGUUGAUCUCCAUAACUUUGACUGGGAGAUAUACAUUGAUCACAUCAACAAUAUGGGAUAUGGCUGCUCAUGGCUGUAUAUUGAGGCCUCCUGUAUAUUGGCCGGAAGAUGUGAAGCAGGUGUAGGAAAAAUAGUAGAAGGAAGGCGUCAAGCCGACAAUGGCUAGGCAGAGAAGAGGCGACACUGAAUCCUCCUUUUCUCCAACAUAAGUAAUGUGUGCUUUCAGUUUGAUUAGAAGUGCAAGAAGUUUGCAAGAUUUAUUGAGAGCUAGUUGCAAAGUUUUCCUUAAAAAACAAUGAGACAUUUAGUGCUGCUGCUUAUUUGGUUUGUUGGUAUGGAUUUGUUGAAAUGCAGCUUGUUUCUAAACACAAGUUACCCAUGAUCCUACUGCAGUUGUUUACUUAAUGUUCGCAUACGUUGUUCUAUUUUUUGCAUAAUAAGGAAAGCAACAAACUUGUGCGAAGGAACUGAAAGCGGCACAGGACGUUUGCAACACAGCUCAUGUAUGCAGAAUUGAGUUUGAAUAUCUGAAAAGCGUGCAACUUUGGGUGUCAUAGUGUCUGGGUCAAUGGUCUGAAUAUAUAAUUCUAGUUUCUGGAGAGCUCAUAAUUAGUAUUUGCCCUGUCCCUUUGUUCUUACUUCUCACUAGAAGUUCUGAGUUCACCCCCCGGGGACUCUGUUUCUUUUUCAGUAUUUCUGACCACUAGUAUUUUUAUAUUAUCCUGUAAAGCUUAAAUAUGUUUUAUAUUGCAUGACAGAAUGUCCUUGUCUUGUCAUUUUCAAUAGGUAAAGGAAAAUUUGUUUGAUCUGUGCAUUACCUAGUUAGAUACCCAUCGCCUUCAUUGCCAAAGCAGCAUAGGAAUUGUAAAUAGCCAUCGUCUCUGUUAUCGAGCAAAUAACAUUGUUAUCACCGAACACCUUUACUCAUCAUAGGCUCAUAGGCUGCUGGAAUCAGCUUAGUACUUGUAUAUAUAUACACUGAAAGGCAGUUCUCCCGAUGUUUGUAUAUUAUCCAUUAUCCAAAAUCUACUGCACAACUAUAGGACCACAAUUUUCACUAUGGAUACCAUCCCAGAGGAAUUCUUUCUUGAGUGCCUCGUGGAGCUCAUAGACACUGGAGGCCAGCUCGCCCCCAGAUGAUGACAUGGACCACAAGCUGUGCAUGGCUCCACAUGCUUCAUUUACACGUUUGCACGCACAUUUCAGUAAUUGAGCUAAAUGCCUAUCUGUGCGUAAGAAUGAGAUGCUUACUUGUUGCUUAGAAACUUUGCUUUGUUCUCUGUGUUUCUGAUCAUUAAUAUUUUAUAUUAGCCUGAGAGGCCUAUUUAAAUAUAUUGCACAUCACACAACAGUAUCUUCUUUGUUUGUCAUUUUCAAUAGGCAAAUGGAGUUUGUAUCAAUGAUCUUUGGAAAUGAUAAGAAGAAAUUAUUAUCUUUGUGUGUUGUGUGCAGAAGCUAGCUCUUGCAGCCAUUAUCCAAGGAACAUUGGAAAUCUAGCCAGCCAUUGUCUCCAUUAUCCAAGCAGCAUUGGAGUUACAGGUAGACAUCACCUCUUGAAUCAUAUGGAUGUUUGUGUGCUGUGUGCAGAAGCUAGCUUUUGCAGCCAUUAUCCAAGGAACAUUGGAAAUCUAGCCAGCCAUUGUCUCCAUUAUCCAAGCAGCAUUGGAGUUACAGUUAGACAUCACCUUUUGAAUCAUAUGGCACUUGCAUACACAUUUUUUUAUUACGCAAUACACCUUAACAAAGUCUGCUCUCUUUAUUGAUACAUCAACCAAAAGCUAUGGCAUCACACCACUACCAUUGAUCAAAACGGCUAUCACCAGAGAAAUUCUUUGAGAAGGGUGUCAUGGAGCAGUUGUUGGACAGAAUCGCACUGUCACACUAAUUUGUCGGAAUCAAAUCACUCAAUUCCUUCCUUACUCUCGUAACUAUCUUGAACACACACAAGAAGAAUGAGAGAUCACUCAAAAAAACUAUAUUAAUCUUGUAGCCUCACACUAUAAGCUUACACACAAUGAAACACACUAGAUUGUCACAACCUAGAACAACUUGCUUGAUCUUCACAACCAAGCACUACCACACUCUAGCUUGAUCUUCACAAUCAAGCUCUAUAUGCUCUAUAUCUCAUGUUCUAUAUCACACAUACUCAACACAUGAGGGGUACAUGUCCUUUUAUAGGACUUACAAACCGUCAUACAAACCUACAGUUCAUUGCUAGCUAAGUACUAGCUGGUUCACUAUUUUUUCCAGCUCAUGGUCAAAACCAACUUUGCCUUUCCUUUGCUUCCAUGCAUUCACUGCAUGUUCUUGAUCCUUGCAGUAGUAAACCUCAAGUUGAUUACCUCUAGAUACAGCUAUGCUCUAGCUAACACUAGAAACUACUAGCUGUCAAUUUCAUUUUGACUUUGACAACUUAUGCCCAUAGAUGCAUGUAGAUGCAUCUACACAUUUCUUAUGACAAGAUUAUUUCCAACAUUCACCCCCUAAUCUUGUCAUAUCAAUUCUUCGAUGUGGAUCACCCACAUCUCAUCCUAGCAGCCUCACACCACUAUCACUCCAUCAUGGCUUCAUACCACAAUCUUCUUAGUAGUUUCACACUAUCAUCUCCUCCUAGCGAUAUCACACCGCUGUCAUCUAUUAAGCAGCAUCACACCACAUUCACUUGCUAGCAGCAUCACACCGCCAUCGUCUUCUGGUAGCAUCACACCACCCUCACUUACUAGUAGCAUCAGAGAAGAGUAGGUUCGUCGCUGGCAUAGCCUUCAGCAAUCAAAGCCUUCUCCUCCUUUCCUUUCUUAGGACAUUCCCAAGCAUAAUGUCCAAAAUCUUGACAGUUGUAGCAUUUCACCUUGCUUUUGUCUUUGCGCCCUUCGCCACCUCCACGGUCACGCCCUCGUCCUCGCGACGAGUUCUGUGCUCUUGCCAUGAGAAGUUGCUCUUCUAUUUGGACCUCCCGUCCCUUGAGUAGCUCUUCAUGUGCUUUCAAUGACCCAAUGGCCUCUUCCAUGGUCAUCUUGUUGAUGUCGUUGAACAACACCAUUGACGAAGCAAUAUUGAUGAAUUUGGUGGAGACUGCUCGCAUCAGCUUCUUCACAACAUACUUUUCAUCCAUCGCAUCUCCGAGCUCACGAAUGCGCCCAACUAUCAUCAUGAACUUCUCCGCAAACUCAUCCACAGACUCUGCUUCACUCAUCUUAAGGUUAUCAAAAUCUGACUUCAAGGAUUGAAUCCUUGCCUCCCGGAGACGCUCCACACCCACAUGCAUGGAUCGCAGCGCCGCCCACACAUCAGCGGCGGUCCCCUUCUCUGCGACUCGCAGCAGCGUCUCGCCGUCGAUCGACUGGGAGAUGAUCGCCAAGGCCAGCUCGUCCUUGCUCUGUUCAACACCCCCGGAUGCCUUCUCAGGAUCAACAGCACCCCAUGCGCCAUUGGUGCGCAAGAUGUACUUCAUCCUUAUUGCCCACACCGCGUAGUUCGUCCUUGUCAGCAUCGGGAAUGGGAGCCUCCCCGUCGUUGUCGUCGUCGCCAUCGAGUUGCCCAAGCCACUGCUCACGAUGGCUUUGCCUGACGACGAAUCUUCGCGCGACAUCGUCUUCAUCAACCUGGCUCUGAAUACCAAAUGUUGGGCAGAAUCGCACUAUCACGCUAAUUUGUCAGAAUCAAAUCACUCAAUUCCUUCCUUACUCUCUUAACUAUCUUGAACACACACAAGAAGAAUGAGAGAUCACUCAAAAAAACUAUAUUAAUCUUGUAGCCUCACACUACAAGCUUACACACAAUGAAACACACUAGAUUGUCACAACCUAGAACAACUUGCUUGAUCUUCACAACCAAGCACUACCACACUCUAGCUUGAUCUUCACAAUCAAGCUCUAUAUCUCAUGUUCUAUAUCACACAUACUCAACACAUGAGGGGUACAUGUCCUUUUAUAGGACUUAUAAACCGUCAUACAAACCUACAGCUCAUUGCUAGCUAAGUACUAGCUGGUUCACUGUUUUUUCCAGCUCAUGAUCAAAACCAACUUUGCCUUUCCUUUGCUUCCAUGCAUUCACUGCAUGUUCUUGAUCCUUGCAGUAGUAAACCUCAAGUUGAUUACCUCUAGAUACAGCUAUGCUCUAGCUAACACUAGAAACUACUAGCUGUCAAUUUCAUUUUGACUUUGACAACUUAUGCCCAUAGAUGCAUGUAGAUGCAUCUACACAUUUCUUAUGACAAGAUUAUUUCCAACAGCAGUCACCACAGUUAUCUGUCUUCCUUAAUAGUUUUUCUUCAAAGCCCGAUGGUAGAAUUGAGGGCAAUCACUGUGUCCCUAGUGACAUGAUGCUCCAUUACAUCUCGCAAAUGCUCAUGGAGGAUGACAUUGACGAUACACUCUCUGAUCACCCUGCGCUACUCCAGGUGCAGCAGCCCUUUGCUCAAAUCCUCUCCUCCUCAUGCUUUGGCUCCGAUAAUGGUGACACAGGGAAGGCCAGCAAGGAUUUGUUGCAAGAUGGCGGUGGUGAUGAAAGGACACUCAACCAGGCCUUAUCGAAGGGUACACAUGCAGUUUGGGCGUUCUUGGAGGGCGUGAAAGAGGCCCAUAUGCUCCUGCCCAGAGGGAAUGGUUUCGGAAGGGGUGAACUGGUGAAUCAAAUGGUCAGGGAAAGCAACAGCCAUAUUAGGGCCAAGAAGAGGUAUGCCAGCGAUGACCAUCUAGAGGAGGUAAGAAGGACCAGCAAACCUAUGAUGAUGAUCAAGGAGCCUAAGGAUAUUUGUGCAUAUGAGAUGUGGGAUGAUAUUAUGUCAAAUAGCUAUGAGACAUACAUCGUCAGAGGCAUGGAGCAGCUGCGCAGUGCCAUGGCCAAUAAGGUGGAGAAGAACAGCAGGAAGGAUAGUAGAAAGGUGGUAGCGAAUGUGGUGGACAUACACACAAUCUUGAUCCAUUGUGCGCAGGCGGUGGCAGCAAACGAUCACAUGAGAGCGGGCGAGCUACUGAAGCAGAUCAAGAAACAUGCAUCAGAAACAGGGGAUGCCACACAGCGGCUCGCUCAAUGUUUUGCCAAGGGGCUAGAGGCACGGCUAGUAGGCAUGGGGAGCAAGGUUUGGCAGCUGCGCAUGGCAGAGCGCCUCUCAAUUGUAGAGAUCCUCAAGGCACACAACCUCUGCAUGGCAGCCUGCAGCUUCAACAAGGUGAUGCUCCUUUUUUCCACAAUGACCAUCUUGCAGGCCAUGGUGGGUAAGAGAAGACUACAUAUUGUUGACUAUGGUAUGCAUUGCGGGUUCCAUUGGGCAGAGUUGCUCCGCUUGAUGGCAAGAAGGGAAGGUGGACCACCAAAGGUGAAGAUCACCGCCAUAGGCUACCCGCAUCUGAGGCCAUGUCCGAUAGAGCAGAUUGAGGAGACAGGGCGCCGUCUCAGCAAGUGUGCCCAUGAGUUUGGUGUGCCAUUCAAUUUCCAUGCCAUUAGAAAGAAGUGGGAGGAAGUUCGCAUUGAGAACUUGGACAAAGAUGUGGAAGAUGUGCUCAUCGUGAAUGACCACUUUAGUUUCAACACCUUGAUGGACGAAAGCAUAUUCUUUGAUGACCCAAGCCCCAAGGAUACCGUUCUGCAGAACAUCAGGAAGAUGAGGCCAGAUGUCUUCAUCCAGAGCAUUUUGAAUAGUUCAUAUGGUUCCUCCUACUUGUCACGAUUUCGGGAGGCAUUGUCCUAUUACACGGCAAUGUUUGACAUAUUUGAUGCAAUCAUCCCGCGGGAGAGUAAAUCGCGAGUGGUGCUGGAGCAGGAUAUUUUUGGACGUUUUGCACUGAAUAUUAUCGCCUGUGAGGGCGCGGACCUGAUGGAGCGCCCUGAGAAGUAUAAACAGUGGCAGGCGAGAAACCAGAGAGCGGGCCUGAGGCAGCUGCCACUGAAACCAGCCAUUGUUAAUGUACUGAAGGACAAGGCGAUGAGGUGCCACCACAAGGACUUUUUGUUUUGUGAAGAUGGCCAAUGGCUGCUGCAAGGGUGGAUGGGACGCAUCCUCUGUGCCCAGUCGGCAUGGGUAGCUGAAGACGCCUCUUAGGAAUUAAGCUGUUGCUCUUUGGUACAGAAUCAUACCAUGGCCAUGAUUCUUAGCUCCCUCAAGAAGUACUCAGGGCUGGAGGUAUGGUCCCAAUGAAAAAGACUAUGUUAUAUCAGUCGCUUAUUGGUCGUGAUUUUGAUGAAUUCACACGAUGUCUAGCUCAGAAGGAAGAUGAGUUGUUUAGUGAUGUAAUAUCUCUCGUCCUGUGGACUAUCACAUAUGUUUUAGCUACCAAUUCCUCGUGUACAUGUUAGGAGGUUCAGAUCUGGUCGUGAACACUGAAAAAGAAAGAAAAUGAUCAUGACUAUUCAGAGUUGAUGAAUUUGUUCCUUGAAGCUCUGCAUGUUC
This is a messenger RNA of Panicum virgatum (switchgrass), 7488 nucleotides long. Its product is annotated as scarecrow-like protein 9. The transcript has 2 exons. Gene Ontology annotation, biological process: regulation of DNA-templated transcription. Gene Ontology annotation, cellular component: nucleus. Lineage: Eukaryota; Viridiplantae; Streptophyta; Magnoliopsida; Poales; Poaceae. Bases 5419 to 7140 code for a protein of 573 amino acids. The record is from RefSeq and is a predicted model, not a curated record. Gene Ontology annotation, molecular function: sequence-specific DNA binding; DNA-binding transcription factor activity.